This is a messenger RNA of Eriocheir sinensis (Chinese mitten crab), 1341 nucleotides long. Its product is annotated as ribonuclease P protein subunit p40-like. NCBI's taxonomy places the organism in Eukaryota, Metazoa, Arthropoda, Malacostraca, Decapoda, Varunidae. The coding region runs from base 187 to 1335 and encodes 382 amino acids. Gene Ontology annotation, biological process: endonucleolytic cleavage in ITS1 to separate SSU-rRNA from 5.8S rRNA and LSU-rRNA from tricistronic rRNA transcript (SSU-rRNA, 5.8S rRNA, LSU-rRNA); tRNA 5'-leader removal; tRNA 3'-end processing. The record is from RefSeq and is a predicted model, not a curated record. Gene Ontology annotation, cellular component: multimeric ribonuclease P complex; ribonuclease MRP complex. Gene Ontology annotation, molecular function: ribonuclease MRP activity; ribonuclease P activity. The transcript has 8 exons.
CCGCCAAAACACCGCGGUCCAACAAACGUUACCCCCGCGGCCCUAAACAACAACAACAAACGUCUCUCACACACACACACACACACACGGACGGGACACUCAUGGCAGUAGGAGAGUAGUGAACAAGGUAUGCAGUGAGGACUGAGGCAGGAGGGGCUUGGGAGGAACACCAAGAAGAAAACGAAGAUGCACAACCCUGAGGUGAUAAAGUUUCCUGCCCCGGAGUGUCGGCUGAGUCACGGCUGUUACCGGUGGGGGGAUGGGGAAGAAAUACCUUGCCGAUGGGUGGUGGACACUCACCCCUUCAACACCAAGGUGUCCCUGUUGAUGCCUGACUCCCCGACGCUCCCAGCAAGCCUCCGAGAGCUGCUAACAGAGGACACACAGUACUACCGGAUCGGCAACCUUCACCUCCAUGAGUUGUGUGCCCCAGCCUUCCUGCAAGCCUUCCUGAACAGAGGUCAGCUGAUUGCCCUGAGCUGCGACACCAGACUGGACCUGGACAACACCGCCGCCCUCACUCCUGACGGCACGCUGCGGUUGCUGCUGGACAGACUCACAUACCAGGAGCUGGGUCUCAGCGGGAAGCUCUCGGCCACCAUCCUCCGCACACCGCCAGAGAAAUACAUCGUUGAAGUUGACCUGAAGAACCCAAACUUCCUACCUGGAAAGCCACACUACCAGCGGGUGUUGAAUGCCCUUACUCAGCUCCCCCUCGCCUUCUCUGUCUGGCUCCUGUGGCUCCCCAGUGACCCCAGCAUAUGUCCGUCAUCCAUUGCCAAGUACUUCCAUGACCUCGGCUACAGCGUGGAGGAGUGUGCGGCUACCUUGGGGCAGGAGGUGCGAGGGGAAGUGCUCAUGCCCCUGCCUGGCCUGACUGAGGAGGAGAGUGAGGCCUUGAAGGGGGAGACAGAAGAUAGAGCGGAACCAGAGGACCUCUUGGAGUGGAUAGGCUGUCAGGCGCUCGGCAUAAAGCUAAGCGCCGAGGAGUCUGUGCUAUCUGGCGUGGUGGAGCCGAGACACGGAACGCCUGUCCACAACCUCUGCUUGGCCCAGUGCUCAGGCCUCUUCCCUCCAAGCUUCAUCCACCUCCUCAUCGAGCACCUCAGGUCUUGGCUAGCACAGAGGGAUGAAGCAGCUGUGCCUUGGGUGAGCCUGACGGUGUACGGCCACCCCGACUCCCUUGUGUCUUGGGGUCGGCAGGAACACAGUUUCCACACCACUGGGGACAACUUGUAUGUGCUGGUGAUCACAAGGGAACACCUCCAUGCCUACCAGCUUCAGGGCCCGGCCAAGCCCCAGAGACUGUAUGUAAAGACCAAUAAAAACAAGUGAUUAUGG